This is a messenger RNA of Loa loa (African eye worm), 1450 nucleotides long. RefSeq lists its product as hypothetical. The record is from RefSeq and is a predicted model, not a curated record. NCBI's taxonomy places the organism in Eukaryota, Metazoa, Nematoda, Chromadorea, Rhabditida, Onchocercidae. Bases 34 to 1269 code for a protein of 411 amino acids. The transcript has 9 exons.
UUCAGGCUUAGGACCAACUGAAGAUUCGCAAUUAUGAAUGUGAACAUGUUCAGUGAUAUCAAAGACGAGUUGCACGGUCAAGAGCAGGAUGUGGCAGAAGCAACAGCUACAGCAAAUACUCUUGCUGAUAUUUCCACUCUCAUAACGCAGCAGAGUAAGAAUUAUAAUGAUGGUAGACUUGGAAUGACAGAAUCGAGCGACAAAAGACCAAGACGUGGUCGUGUGGCGGAACACCCGUGCUGGGAAUUGGUGCAGCGAGUUGAUGAACAUAACUGCAUGAUUUGUAGAAUAUGCUCCAAAGUAGUAAAAUGUUUGAAUACCCGGAAUGCAAUGCAGCAUUUUAGUAGUUGUCACCCACAGAUUGCCGUUGAGCUUGAUCAAUCGUGGCAAAUGAAGUUGCAACUCAAAGCUGAUUUCAACCGCAUAUCUUCCGAAACCUCGUUAUUUCAUAGAAGUAUGUGGAAAAGGCGUGGUCGUGCAGCAGAACAUCCCAGUUGGCGUUAUUUCUGUCGAAUUAAUCGAAAAAGUUCCAAUUGUAAGCUUUGUGGUGUGCAUGUGGCGUAUGCAUGCUCUGGCAAUUUGAUGAAACACUUGAAGUCCAGACAUCUUGCAGAAUUUGCCAUAACUCAGCGAGAAUGGGACGAAAUUCUCAAGAGAAAGAAACAACUUUGCGAGUUGCGACUGAAGGUAAGUUCGAAUGUAUCCGGAUCUGAAGAACAGUCACCAUCAAACUUCUUAUCUUACGAUUAUGAAGAUGAACAGGAUGAGGGCCUAGGUGGAGAUGGGAUCGAAGGAGAGGAAGAUGGUAACAUGGAACUCUUCGAGCAGGGCAACGGGAAUGAGAAUGACGGUUCAGCAUCUAAUGAGACUGAUUCGAAGUUGGAUGAUUUUGAUGGUCAAACAGCUGCUGACCAACAUGAUGCAACACUCGAACAUUCCAUUGCAGAUGAUACAAAAAUAGCGGAUGUUAGUGAAACGGCAAACAGGAUUUUACAAUCAAUUGGGUUUUCAUCUGAUCUACCUAAAUCACCUUCACCUGGAUUGCAACAGCAGGGGUCAUGGCUUUCACAAACCUCUUUGGUUACGAAAAAUGACGCAUUUAGAAGGCGUAUUAGCUUUUUCGUAAACGGAUUGGCAGAAGAUUUGGUGUCAUUCCCAAUGGAGAAAUCAUUGUUGUGUAUGCGUCAAAUCCGAAAAUACAUGGAUGAGAAGUUGAUUGGACUGGAAGGAAGUAUACAAAAUUCAGAAGUAGACACCAAUAUUACUUAAUAAUCUUUCUUUAACAAAAUUAUAUGUCAUCUAGCUGUAAUUUAUACGUUAAAUGCUUGUUUAACUAAUUUCUGAACUCAUUCGAAGUAACUUAGUCCUAAUUAUAUAUAUAUAUAUAGCUUGUUUUGCGUACAGGGAAAGUUAAAGAUAAAGAACUCUGAUCAGGCAGCUGACUAUAGGG